Strongylocentrotus purpuratus (purple sea urchin) is the source of this 2752-nucleotide messenger RNA. RefSeq names its product E3 ubiquitin-protein ligase SMURF2. NCBI's taxonomy places the organism in Eukaryota, Metazoa, Echinodermata, Echinoidea, Camarodonta, Strongylocentrotidae. Gene Ontology annotation, molecular function: protein binding; ubiquitin protein ligase activity. The transcript has 15 exons. Gene Ontology annotation, biological process: ubiquitin-dependent protein catabolic process; negative regulation of BMP signaling pathway. Bases 140 to 2536 code for a protein of 798 amino acids. The record is from RefSeq and is a predicted model, not a curated record.
AGCUCAAUGCCAAAUCAGCUGUGCUACUUGAGUUUGCGAGAUCUCUCUGUAUUGCGUUUACGUACGUUGACGGGAAAUACAUGUACGCUGUGUUGUUAUUGGGAAUGCCGUAAAUCCACUAGAGAAAUAUAAUCAUUUGAUGCCAUCUAUCUCGCAAGUUUUCACCAUGCCAAAUCCAUCGGUACGACGAGAGGGACCGAUGAAACUUCGGUUGACAGUUCUAUGUGCUAAGAACAUCAGCAAGAAGGAUUUUUUCAGGUUGCCCGACCCGUUUGCCAAGGUAGUGGUUGAUGGAUCAGGACAGUGCCACUCGACAGACUACUGCAAAGGAACUCUUGAUCCAAAAUGGAACCAGCAUUAUGACUUAUUCCUGAGUCUGAGCGACAGCAUCACACUGAGUGUAUGGAAUCAUCGGAAGAUCCACAAGAAGCAGGGGGCUGGUUUCCUGGGCUGUGUCAAGAUUCUUUCCCAUGCCAUCCAGAGACUCAAAGACACUGGUUAUCAAAGGUUAGAUCUAUGCAAGCACAAACCCGAGGAUGGGGACAACAUCCGCGGUCAGAUCGUCAUUAGCCUUACGUCUAGAGACCGGGUGGGGUCAUCGGCGAGCGGAGCGGUGGUCGACUCCCGCAACAUCAACCCUCAUCCUAUGCUACCUUCGGAUCCCAACGAACUGCCUGAUGGGUGGGAGGAGCGUAUGUCAACCUCAGGUAGAGUCUACUAUGUCAAUCACCUCACAAGAACAACACAAUGGGAUAGGCCAACAAGGCCUGCAGUGGAGUGCACCCAAUCCCAAGCACCCUCAUCACGGACGUCCACCCAUGCCAACGGUCACCAUAACAACCACCAUCACCACUCCUCCACCUCCUCAACCUCAUCUCAACCUCAUCAUAGAGGAACGAGUCAUGGCGACAGAGGGGGAGGGGGAGGGGGAAGUGGCGAGGGUCACGAAGGGGUGCGGCCGGGGGCGUCCAGUCGGCACGGGGGGCCUGCACCAUCGGAAGAGCAGAACAAGUACACCAGGAGGGCAACAUCUAGGAUGAGGAACUACAUGAAUCGAUCAACGCUGCAUAGAGUCAUCGAUCUACCCGAGGGAUAUGAACAACGGACGACCGCACAAGGCCAGGUCUACUUCUUAGACACCAGCUCGGGGGACAGUACGUGGCACGACCCCCGACUCCCCCGUGACCUUCACAUCAACGAGGCUGACCUUGGAGGGCUCCCUCCUGGUUGGGAGACGAGACACACGGCUACUGGAAGGGUCUACUACGUGGACCAUAACAACAGGACUACGCAGUUCACAGAUCCUAGGCUGGACGCACAGAUCAUCAACAGAGCAAUGUCCAAGCAAAACGGCAAUACAGACUCCUCGCCGGUACCAAAGUACAAGCGGGACCUGGUCCAGAAGAUGAAGUUACUACAUGCAGAGCUAGCGACGGUCCAACCUCAGACAGGACACUGUAGGAUAGAGGUCGGAAGGGAAAACAUCUUUGAGGAAUCUUACCGUCAGAUCAUGAAGCUGAAACCGAAGGACCUGAGGAAACGUUUGGCCAUCAAGUUCAAGUCUGAGGAGGGUCUUGACUACGGGGGCAUCACCAGGGAGUGGCUCUACCUCCUCUCUCAUGAGAUGCUCAACCCUUACUAUGGCCUCUUCCAGUACUCCAGGGAUGACAUCUAUACAUUACAGAUCAACCCAGACUCAGGAGUCAAUCCAGAACAUCUGUCCUACUUCCAUUUUGUGGGACGAGUGAUCGGUCUUGCCAUCUUCCAUGGUCACUACAUAGAUGGAGGGUUCACCAUGCCGUUCUACAAGCAGCUUCUUGGAAAGCCAGUCAGUCUCGAGGACAUGGAGACCGUAGACCCUGAGGUCUACAGAAGUCUGGUCUGGAUACUAGAGAAUGACAUCACCGGUAUAUUGGAGAACACGUUUGCAGUGGAACACAACUCAUUCGGUCAAAUGCAGAUCCAUGAACUCAAGCCCAAUGGGAUCGACAUCCCAGUCACAGAGGAAAAUAAGAAGAAAUAUGUCAAAUUGUUUGUGCAAUGGCGUUUCUUGCGUGGCAUCGAGCCCCAGUUCCUGGCUCUCCAGAAGGGCUUCCAUGAGCUCAUCCCGCCGAGGCUCCUCAAACCGUUUGACGAGCGCGAGCUGGAGCUCCUCAUCAAUGGCCUCGGUAAGAUCGACGUCGAGGACUGGAAGAACAACACCAGGCUCAAGAACUGUUCGCUGGAGACGGCCAUUGUCCAGUGGUUCUGGCAGGCGGUGGAUUCGUUUGAUGAGGAGAAGAGGGCGAGAUUGCUUCAGUUUGUUACUGGAACGUCCAAGGUGCCUUUGGAAGGUUUCAAGGCCCUGCAGGGUUCUACCGGUGCGUUGAGUCCACGUCUGUUCACCAUUCAUCAAAUAGAUGCCAACACUGACCUGUUACCCAAGGCACACACGUGCUUUAACCGCCUUGACCUCCCACCGUAUGAGAAUUACUCCAAGUUCUUUGACAAACUGACGUGUGCUAUCGAGGAGACGUGUGGCUUCACCGGCGAAUGAGAUGACUGAUCUUUCCACAGAACUGCUUUAGUAUUAUGUGCACCAUCUUCACUGAUUGGGGUUUGUUGUUAUGAAUUGGAGUGCAACGGAAGUAGGAAAUGGCUGGAUUAGGAGUGCAGUUAUCUAUGGAUAGGCAGCAAACAGGCAGCGAAGAGCUUUGAAGAUAUUCAUGAAGGACUCUCCAACCUGACCUGUAAAAUCAUGUGCACUGCACCA